CACAAGUUUUUAUUAAACAAUUUAUGGAAGAUUUAUAAUGCUGUUUGAGGCGAUCCAGAUGGUUAAUCGGUUUUCCGAAGAAAUCAUUUAGUUGGUAAAUGUCGUUAGUCAUGUACUACAUAUUGGCUGUGGCGUAAACAUUGGGCUACUUAUGCAAAUGUUGAACGGAUCGAACGAUACGAAUAAUUCUGUGACAACAUCCAACAAAGAUACUAUGAGCGCUGGAAGUGUGACGUUGGACCGUGAGCUGGCGAGCACGCGGCGCCUGCUGUGGGGGGAGCACGUGAAGGAGGAUGUGUUCAGGCGCUGGGCGCAGGGCUUCCAGUUCAGUCCGGACGAGCCCAGUGCCCUCGUCCAGCAGGAAGGCGGUCCGUGUGCGGCUAUUGCACCUGUACAAGGCUUUCUGCUCAAAAUUCUUUUAUCAGAGACACCUGGACACAGUUUUCAAGACUUAACAUCAGAGAAGUGCAAUUCUCUACUUGUUAGGGCUGUGUGUACAAUAUUAAGCCAGUGUCUAGCUCCUAAGUACAAUGUUGCAGUGUACCGAAAGAAUGAAUCAGACGCUGAGACCAGCGGUGGCAAUGACCACAGUGUGGAAGAACAAUCCAAUUCGGUGCAAGAAACCUUAGAACAGUUCCAUCGAAGGAUUGAAGUACAUCCUUUUCAAACAUUAUCUGAGGUGGAAGCAUUCUACACAAGGAACAUUCGGAUAUUGAAGGACAAGUAUGGUGUAUUACUUCUGUUGUAUAGUGUUAUUCUCAGCAAGGGGGUUGGCGUUGUGGAGGCAGAGCUGGCCGAGUUAUCAGACCCGCUCAUACAUUCGACAUAUGGAUAUGGCUCACAGGGACUUAUUAACUUAAUGCUCACAGGACGGGCUGUAGCACACGUGUGGGACCAUGACCAAGUUGUGGGGGGCCUUCGGCUGCGGGGCAUUGAGAGACAAAAUGAUAUUGGAUUCCUUACAAUAAUGGAGCAUAUGCAAUAUUGCACAGUUGGUUCUUUCUAUAAAAAUCCUAAACAUCCUGUGUGGGUGUUAGCCUCUGAUACACAUCUUACAGUGUUAUUUUCUCUUGAACGACGACUAGCUGCACCUGAGACAGUUGGUGAGUCAGCUGAACGAAUUUUUCGUUCAUUUGAUCCGGAGGGCAACAACUUUAUUCCUUCUGCUGCACUACAAGAUGUGUUAUGUGCUGCUGACUUGGUUAGUGAACCUGAGUAUGUAGAGUUAAUGAGGCGGAAAUUGGAUUCCGAAAAUUUGGGUAUUAUCCUAUUGAGUGCAUUCAUGGAUGAGUUCUUCCCAGGAUGUGAGCGUGGUGCACCUGACACAUUCACAUUGCACCAUUACAACGGGCUGCUGCGCAGUAACCCUGGCGCGCGCGUCAUGUACCGCACCGGCCGCGCCGCGCUGCUGGAGUGCCCCAUGCGCGCCGCCAGCACGGACGCCAUGCUCACGUGUCUGCAGACUAAGUGGCCCAGCAUCGACGUGGUGUGGGAUGAUGGACAGUCGCCGUCACUUAAUUAGCCCUGGCUGCUCCCUUCCGAUCACCCCUUGCUUUGAACUUGUACUGUGACACAGUGAGGAAUGCGUCGAAACUACUGUUAGAUAUGUUUAAAUAAUGUCGCUGAAAAAUUCCAUUACUUUAUGUAUUAACUUAUGUAUAAAAAAUUGUAUUGGAUGGAUUGCGUUGAGGCUUCGCAAAGAUGAAUCCUCGCACUGGUAAAGGCAGCUAUUUUGCAUAAAUUUGGCGUGAUUGAGCUAGUAGUAUCGCGUCAGUGUGCUCUGUGCUCUGUCUGCAAGAUGACACUUAGUAAUAAUCAGUACAAUGUUGUGAGAAUAGCUUCAAGCUACCUUUGUAAAUGAGUGAUCUGAUAAAUUAAGCAAUAAGCUUUAUGCAAGUGUAUAAUAUGAUAGUAUGUAAAAUAUAGUUUUACAGUGCUCUAUUUUUGUGUUAAAAAAUUGAUCAUAAUUUUAGAUUGGGGAUUGAAAUACAAAUCUAUUUUCGUAUUUAGAUUAGCCACAACGAAAUUUCCUCUAGGUCAUGAUAUAAUUAUCUACACAUGAUGAGUGAUGCCAACCAAUGGUUUAGUUAAGCUCAUUGUGCACUUUAUUGACAUUGCAGUAAUGUUUGAUCACAACAAGUCACUCACGACUAUUCAAUAGAAUUUGUACUUGCACUGGUCUUCUUAGCUUGUAUAUUUUGCAGUACAAACUCUGGUAUUCAGCAUGUUGGUUUUCUUGUUAAUAGACCUAUUAUUGUUCCAGUAUUGUCUCAAGCACCAUCUAGCUGCAAGCAUAUAACAGAAAUAAAACGCUGAUCCUAGUCCUUGUCACAAGCACACAAAUUCUGACUAUUACAUUAUAAUAAUUCGAAAAGCUUGUACUAACUGAUCUUAUUACAUAUUUUAAUAUCAGAACAAGUGAUAAAAAUGUAGCCACCCCUGUUUGGUGUCACUGUGAUGUUUGAGUAGUUUGUGUUGCUGUACUUGCAGCUAGCGCUUGCACACAGCAUGUCUUCGUUGUUGCUACACUCUUGUACAUACCUAUACACUACUUUGAUAAGUACUAAGUAUGGAAGCAAGCUUAUGUUGGUUAUAAAUACUAUAACUUAAUUUAUGUAAACCAACUAAUAGGGUAUAUUAUAUGUUAUAAUGAUGUUACAUGGGACUCUUCUAGGAAGUAUCCCAACAAUUUAAUUGGUUAUUUACUUAAAUUACAUACAUUUUGUAAACUUUCUCUUUAAUUUAUAUUGUGACCUCAAUUUAUUUAACAAAAACUAUUGCUUUAGUGAAAAACAAUUACCCAAAUAUUUAUAAUAUAAUAGCCAUGUUAAUUCUCUUUGGAACAAAUCCAUUAUGGGGCUUUACCAUGACAACACAAAACUCAUCCCAAAUACCAUGAUUGUAUUGAAACUACCCGCUUUUGGAUAUAUGAGGUAGUGAUUUAUCAUUGUGUAUUGUCAGAUUCAUGUAAAAUAGCUGUACACAUUAGUGUCGAAUUAUAAAGAGUAUAUUGAAAGAUAUUUUCAGUUACUUAGUCAUAAAUAGUGUAACAUGCUUUUUUAAUUACAA
Helicoverpa armigera (cotton bollworm) is the source of this 3069-nucleotide messenger RNA. RefSeq names its product ubiquitin carboxyl-terminal hydrolase MINDY-3 homolog. The record is from RefSeq and is a predicted model, not a curated record. The coding region runs from base 152 to 1522 and encodes 456 amino acids. Lineage: Eukaryota; Metazoa; Arthropoda; Insecta; Lepidoptera; Noctuidae. Gene Ontology annotation, biological process: protein K48-linked deubiquitination. Gene Ontology annotation, molecular function: cysteine-type deubiquitinase activity; K48-linked deubiquitinase activity. The transcript has 2 exons.